AAAAAAAUUCUGCCGGCUGCCCUGUCUGGCAGGUGCUCUACUGAUAGCACCCUUCCUCUGACAGCUCGGCUCCUCACACAGACCUAAGGGAAAAAGAACAGUAACCAAGGAGAAACCAUCCAGAAUGCCACAAAACGUUAUUCUCCAAGGACCGGCACCCUGGGGAUUCAGGCUCUCAGGAGGAAUAGAUUUUAACCAACCCUUAAUCAUAACCAGGGUUACACCUGGAAGCAAGGCUUCAGCUGCCAACCUGUGCCCUGGUGAUGUUAUUGUAGCUAUUGAUGGUCUAAGCACAGAGAAUAUGACACAUAAUGAUGCCCAGGAGAGAAUUAAAGCAGCUGCACAUCAACUUUGCUUGAAAAUAGAGAGGACAGGAACUAAAUUAUGGUCCCCACAAAUUUCAGAAGAUGGCAAAGCACAUCCCUUCAAGAUCAAUUUGGAAGCUGAACCACAGGAUGUGAACUACUUUGAACACAAGCAUAACAUUCGGCCCAAACCUUUCAUAGUCUCAGGCCGAAGCAGUGGAUGCAGCACUCCUUCGGGGAUUGACUGUGGCAGCGGACGCAGUACCCCCUCUUCAAUUAGCACGGUUAGCUCUAUCUGCCCCACCGAGCUGAAAGCAGUGUCUAAGAUGGCUCCUAACAUUCCCUUGGAAAUGGAGCUUCCCGGUGUCAAGAUUGUACACGCUCAGUUUAACACACCUAUGCAGUUGUACUCAGAUGACAAUAUCAUGGAAACACUGCAAGGCCAAGUUUCUACAGCUCUGGGGGAAACACCCAUAAUGAGUGACCCAUCUCCCAACUCAGUGCCUCAGUCUGACGUGUACAAGAUGCUGCACACCAACCAGGAGGAGCCCACUCAACCUCGCCAGUCUGGCUCCUUUAAGGUGCUCCAGAAUUUAGUCUCCGAGGAAGGUGAUGGACGCCCUGUGGGUACAAGAAGUGUGAAAGCACCUGUAACAAAGACACCUACUGCCAUGCCUGGUGCCCAGAAAGUGCCACUGUGUGACAAGUGUGGGAAUGGGAUUGUAGGAACAGUGGUGAAGGCACGUGAUAAAUACCGGCACCCAGAAUGCUUCGUGUGCUCUGACUGCAAUCUCAACCUGAAACAAAAAGGCUACUUCUUUGUGGAGGGACAACUAUACUGUGAAGCUCAUGCACGAGCUCGCAUGAGGCCACCAGAGGGAUAUGAAGCGGUUACUGUUUACCCAAAAUGUUAGUCUUAACAUUAAUACACAGAUAUAUGCAUGCACACAAAAAGCCAUUAACAGCUUAGAACUGCAGUCCAAGCGUCAGGACUUCUGCCUGAUUCCAAAGUAGCAGCUUUUAAACCUUUUCUUGUGGGAUUCUGAGGAAGGCUGAAGUCCCUAUUAGCCAGCAGUAACAUAUUAUACCAGUAAAAUUCUGCUAAAAUAUUAUCUUUUGAAGUUGCCAAAAUAACUCAAUGAAGUAUAAACUGAAACAGCUGUACUGGAAUAAAAAA
Antrostomus carolinensis (chuck-will's-widow) is the source of this 1482-nucleotide messenger RNA. RefSeq names its product PDZ and LIM domain 3 (gene PDLIM3). Gene Ontology annotation, biological process: actin cytoskeleton organization; heart development; muscle structure development. Gene Ontology annotation, molecular function: actin binding; muscle alpha-actinin binding. The transcript has 8 exons. Gene Ontology annotation, cellular component: filamentous actin; stress fiber; adherens junction. The record is from RefSeq and is a predicted model, not a curated record. NCBI's taxonomy places the organism in Eukaryota, Metazoa, Chordata, Aves, Caprimulgiformes, Caprimulgidae. Bases 125 to 1219 code for a protein of 364 amino acids.